GAAUAAAUGGGCACGCUGUAUAUCAUAACAGCAGGACACCUUCCAGAUUGUGGUAGAAAAUGUCCAUCAUGCAGUCGCUACCUUUUGAAAAAGGCCAUGUAAAAGCUUCCUGUUGAAGCUUCCUGUUGAAGCGAGGUAGACUGCUUCCUGCCUUUGUUUAUUGUCUAUGUUAAUGCCAAGAGACUGAACUAAGAGUUUGAACCAAAGAUUGGUUAUAACCACACUUUAAAUGUAGUUCAGACAAUGGUAUGGGGUUAGUGUUAUAUCCACAUUCGAUCACUUAGAAAAUGGUGGAGAUGGUACAGUAAGGUGUGGCUAGCACUGAGGAGGGUUUCCUAUUGCAGGAGGCCCAAUUCUGUUAUAAAAGGAAAGAGUAGGAUACUAUAACUUUAUUCAUUGUUUUUCUUUUAGAUGCUGAAAAUCGGAUAGACUUGGGGACUGGCGACUGGGGCCAUGUGGAACCGCAGGUCCAAAUAUAGAUGCAUCUUCCUGCUGACCCUGGCAGGCCUUGUCUUCUUUUUACGCAACAACAACAUUCUGGAGCGGAAAUUGCACCCACACAGGAUCCACUCAGAGGGCCCUCCUCCCCUGGACCGCGAGCGACGCUUCUGUAGCCACUUGGGUACAAAUCCCUCACCUGAGGAGGCUCUGGAGGAGCGUUACCUCCUGGAGUCCAUCGCCUGGCCAGAGCCUCAGCCAUGGUCCACGUCUUCACCCCUGAACCAGACCAGUGACCCUGCACACAGCCAGUUUGCAAUCCUCCCUGCAGGGGGUAGGAGAGAGUGGCACGUGGGGGACCAGCUGGAGGCUCUGGUCAUUAUGAAAGAUUUUCAGGGACUUCCCAAGAGCCAUGGCGGGGACUUCUUGCUGGCCCGGCUGCACUCCCCAGAGCUGGAGGCAGGUGUUGCAGGACAUGUAUUGGACCACGGGAAUGGGACUUACUCUGCCAUUUUUCCAUUACUGUGGGAGGGGUCUGUAUGGGUGGACGUGACAUUGGUCCAUCCUAGUGAGGCAGUUCCUGUUCUACGGCGCUUACGUGAGGAACACCCCGACAGGAUGCUUUACAAGAGCCUGUUUCGCUCUGGAUUACUGUCUGAGACCACCAUGUGUAACCUGUGCCUGCCAACUAACCAGCAGCCGCUGUGCAAUUACACAGAUCCCCACACAGGUGAACCCUGGUACUGCUACAAGCCCAAGCUGCUGCUGAGCUGUGAUACACGGAUCAACCACUUCAAGGCAGGCUACCAGAAAGAUCUGAUAACCAAGAAAGAAGCACUGCUUUUCCAAAGUGGCGUAAACCUCAAAACACGUAUUCAUGCUAAGGCGUAUGACAGUGUCACUGUGCUACCUAAGAAAAAAGACAAACAAGAGGUGGAAAGCAACAGUGAAAAGGCAGCGCCUAUCAGGACCACAGCCUCUGGGUAUUACUUCCAAGGGUCAUGGCGGGGGCUGGGUGGUGUCGUGAUGCACCAGUUUAACGACCCCUCUGCCAUUACUCAGUGUCUGAAGGGCAAGAUGGUAUACAUGUAUGGAGACUCCACCGUCAGACAGUACUACGAGUUCCUCACCAGCUUCUUGCCAGAGCUGAGGGAGUUCAACCUUCAAAGUCCUGUGAGCGCAGGGCCCUUCAUGGCAGUGGACAUCACCCAUAACAUCCUGUUGAAGUACCGGAGCCAUGGUCCCCCCAUCUCCUGGACCCCUAUCAGCGUCAGUCAGCUGCGCUAUGUAGCUAACGAGCUGGAUGGCCUUGCCGGGGGCUCAGACACUAUUGUCGUCAUCAGCAUUUGGGUUCAUUUCAGCACCUUCCCUGUGCAGGCCUACAUUCGCCGACUACGCCACAUUCGAAGGGCGGUGGUGCGGCUUCUGGACCGGGCUCCGAAGACCGUGGUAGUGGUGCGCUCAGCCAACCUCCGGGCCCAAAGCCUACAGGAGAGCCUCAUCUUCAGUGACUGGUUCUCAGUGCAGUUGGACGGGGUACUCAAGGCCAUGUUCAGAGGCCUGAAUAUCUUGUUAGUGGACACCUGGGAGAUGACCCUUGCCCACCACCACCCUCACGAUAUCCACCCAUGUCCUCCCAUCAUCAAGAACAUGAUAAACACUAUCCUCUCUCACGUCUGCCCAGUGAAGAACUAGCAGAGAGAGUUAAAUUAGUUCUGCCACAAUUCUUCAUUGUUCAACACCUGUGCAAUAUUGAUCAAAUAACUAGCAUGGGCGGAGCAUAGUCUGACCGGCAUUACAUGAUUCAUCACUUGAGCCCGCAAAAUUUUAACAACUUUGGCCUAUUUAUUGCCUUUACCUCCCUUAUCUUACCUCAUUUGCACACACUGUUUAUAUACUU
Salvelinus sp. IW2-2015 is the source of this 2338-nucleotide messenger RNA. RefSeq names its product NXPE family member 3-like. NCBI's taxonomy places the organism in Eukaryota, Metazoa, Chordata, Actinopteri, Salmoniformes, Salmonidae. The record is from RefSeq and is a predicted model, not a curated record.